Lates calcarifer (barramundi perch) is the source of this 3657-nucleotide messenger RNA. RefSeq names its product olfactomedin-like 2Ba (gene olfml2ba). The record is from RefSeq and is a predicted model, not a curated record. The transcript has 8 exons. Gene Ontology annotation, biological process: signal transduction. Bases 467 to 3259 code for a protein of 930 amino acids. NCBI's taxonomy places the organism in Eukaryota, Metazoa, Chordata, Actinopteri, Centropomidae.
UUGACCUCGAAAUGUGCUUUAUAAUCAUAAACUGCAAGUUAAAUCUGAAAAAAGUCCAGAUUAGACCUUAGCUUUCGGUGCAGCUCUUAUUCAUGCCUGCUACUAAUAAGCUGCACAUUGUGUGAGAAGUCUUUUGAAGCAGUUCAACUCCUCCUCGCCAGUUUGAUCAGAUCCGCCUCCUGUCAGCGGUGCUCCAGCAACAGAUGCCGGCUGCACUCUGUCAGGGUGCACGGUUUCUCUGGACUCAUCAGCCAACAUUCACUGUGGCUAUGAAAAAGAUGACAAGGCGCUGUAAAGCGUAAUCCCUGCUGUGUCUGAUGACAUUUUGGAUACACUUCUCUGAUUCUGGAUCCAGACGCAGGGCUAUGAAAAUUUCUUGGCAGCUAAAUUAAUCGGUGACAGGCUGUGCCUGCUUAACAUACUUGCAGAAUUAUUUCUCCUGUCGGCGCUCUGUGAGCUUCACAACAUGUAUAAGUUAUGCAUUGUCAUCGUAAUGUGCUGUGCGUUUUCUCCGCGGGGCUUUGCAGCACCCAAGACCAUGGGUGCAGAUCCCAGGUCACAACUUGAGAGCAUUGAGGAGCAGAACGACAGACUGCAGGAGGAGAUAGAUGAUCAAGAGAGCAUCCUCUCAAAGCUGCUGGGUGAUUAUGACAAAGUGAAAGCCCUCUCGGAAGGCUCUGACUGUCGGUGUAAAUGUGUUGUCAGACCCCUGAGCAGGAGCGCCUGUCGGCGGAUAGAAGAAGGGAGCGCCUCUACGCAGGACUUCUACACUGUGGAGACUAUCACGUCUGGACCAGAGUGCAAGUGCGCCUGCAUCGCUCCUCCGUCAGCGGUCAACCCAUGCGAGGGAGAGUUCAGGCUGAAAAAACUUAGGGAAGCUGGAAAAGAGAAUGUCAAGCUGUCCACCAUCCUUGAGCUGCUCGAGGGCUCCUUCUAUGGCAUGGAUCUACUGAAGCUGCACUCCAUCACCAAUAAGCUCCUUGAUCGUGUGGAACACAUUGAAAAGGUACAGCAACAGUGGUGUCUCAAACAAACAAUGUCACGAAAUGAGGUGAAGCCUCAGGAGAGCCCUCCUAUUCAGGCAGAUGCGACUGAAAGCCCACCCACUUCUGCUCCACUACGGCAUCAGGACAAGAAGAGAAUCAGUGAGGUCAGCGGUGCAGCAGCCUAUCAGAACACAGAGGGAAAGUAUGAGGAGAAGUUUAUCGGGGAAAAUCUGUCCCUCCUACAGACAGAUGGUUCUGCUCAGAUCAUUGAGGUCAAACCUCAGGUGACUCCCAAAAAUGUGGCUGACAAGGAGGCUUCUCAGGUGUCGAAGGCUGGCCCCAACGGCAUGAUCAUCCGAGGAAUGACUUUUUAUAAAUCUGAGCCAGACCCGAUGGUGGCAGAUGACGGGGAGCCUGGAGAGAACUUUUUUGAGUAUCAUGGAUUCAGUGGUGAUGGCCCAGUAAAUCUCUUCAUUGAAGAGAAUCUUCUUCAGCACAGAGCUCCUCGCCCCAGGACGAGGGCAGGACCAAGAUCAUUUCGACCAAAGACUACAGCUCCUCUGCACAGUUCCAAGAAGACCAGCCAAUCAACAAAACUGAAAGAAACAGAGUCCACCUCAGAGACUCAUAAUGAGUCCAUCAGUGCCACUGAAACCACAUCAGUUGAUGUGUCUGCAGAUGCACAGAAUGACACAUCCAUGAGGAUGAGAAGUGUAACGUUUGAACCAACCACUACCACACAAAAAAACAGGACCACAGACGCUGCACCUCAGACUACUCAAAGAGUCACUGCUGAAAUCACUGAGUGGCCAAUUCACUUGAUGGAUGAGCCAGCCGGCACCUCCCAAAGUGUCACUGCCAAGGAAACAACCAUAACUACAAUGAAGUCAAGCCAUCCCUCUGAAAUUACAGCCACAAACAAAAUCCUCCCAGCAUUCACAACAAGAAAUACACCAACCACCAUGUUGGAAAUGUCUACCCUGGAGCUGAAAGAGCAAAUGCAAACCAUACCUGGUAGCACUGCAGCUAAUCCAAGCUCACUUGCUCCAAAUCCAACCACAGAGGCUCCAACUACCAGCCCAACUUCCACUUUGACCAUCACAACCCAUGCUGCCAUGACCUCAGCACCAAUACACCCUACAACAGCUUCUGCAAUAACUACCUCUGCACAGGCUACUACCACAACGCCAGAAGAAGAAUCUGAACCCACUGUCUUUUCAAGUUUAACUUUGCCUCUAACCACACAGAGACCAACCACUUUGCCACCACACACUUCUUUGCCUUUCACCACACCUGUGACUACCUCUUCGACAGCCACCACCACCACCACCACCACAACCACCACCACUACCACCACCAGGAAGGCUGCCCAAGUCAAACGGAAAUAUAAAAUCAGCUGGGAAGAGGAAGAGGAGAAGGACAGACACCUGGAAUUAGAUGAGCCAAUGCAAAGACAGGAGGAAUCUACUUCAGAAAAACAUGGGGAGUGUAAGGACACUUUGGCAACAAUCUCUGAGCCAGUAACUCACAACACCUAUGGCAGGAACGAAGGAGCGUGGAUGAAGGAUCCAAAGUCUGAUAAUGACAAAAUUUAUGUCACAAACUUCUAUUAUGGGAACAACCUCCUGGAGUUUCGCAACCUGGAGGUUUUCAAACAUGGCCGUUUUACCAACUCCUACAAGCUUCCUUACAACUGGAUCGGCACAGGCCAUGUGGUCUACGAUGGAGCCUUCUACUACAACCGUGCCUUCUCCCGUGACAUCAUAAAGUUUGACCUGCGUCAGCGUUACGUGGCCUCCUGGACCAUGCUGCAUGAUGCCCUGUUCGAAGAGUCGUCGUCACCGUGGGAGUGGCGCAGUCACUCAGACAUUGACUUUGCAGUGGAUGAGAGCGGCCUAUGGAUCAUCUACCCAGCGCUGGACGAUGAGGGCUUCUUACAGGAAGUGAUCGUAUUGAGUCGUCUGAACCCCAUGGACCUCAGCAUGCAGAGGGAGACCACCUGGAGAACUGGGCUAAGGAGAAACCACUACGGGAACUGCUUCAUCGUGUGCGGCGUCCUUUACGCUGUUGACAGCAACAACCAAAAGGACGCCAACCUGGAAUACGCCUUCGACACGCACACAAACACUCAGAUGAUUCCCAGAAUGCCCUUCACCAACAACUACACCUACACCACGCAGAUUGACUACAAUCCCAAAGAGGGUGUGUUGUACGCAUGGGACAAUGGACACCAAGUCACAUAUAACAUUAAGUUUGCUUAUGUAGACCCUUAGUAAGGGUUGACCGUAGUUAUUUUUAAAAGUUAAUUCUAUGGUUUGAAUGGAUUGUAGAUCAGUCCACAUGGCCUUCAGUGGAGACAAAUGGGGGCCAAAUGUACAUAUAUACUUCAGUAUAUUGUAAUUAAAUUGCUUUGUUCUUAUCAAGAAUGUUUUAAAUUUUGCCUGAAAUAAAUGAAAAAGUGAGCCUGAUUCCUCAGUCAAAAAAAAUUCUCUCUGAACAAAUCCCCAACUUUUGUGGACAAAUUCCAUUUUUCUGUUUUAUACGUUAUUUUAUAUUACAUGUUUCUUCGCAUCAUAUGCCACAGGUCCUUUGUCUUGUGAAAGCACUUACUCCCUCCAUAUCAGACUGCUUUGAGGAGACUGCAAUAAAGUUUGGAAAUACUAACGGAAAA